UCAUAGAAAAAUGAUAAUAAUAUUUGAGUAUAAUUUGUUAGUCAUAAGUUAUUAAAUUUGUGUUCAAAAUGUCAAGUCCAUUGUUGCUGGAGCCUGAUCUUAUAGCAGCUGGCGAAAAUGUGAUGCCUGAACUGAAUAAUGAUUUGUUAUUAGCAAAAAAUUUUUUGAAACAACAAAGUGCCGCUACCGGUGACUCGUUAUACGACCACCUAGUGGAUAUAGUUCAUAAGAUUAUAUCACAGAAGCCACCCAACGUGGUUGAUAAUUUCGAAAAAUACUCCUGGGAGGUGAAAGCUGACAAGUUUCGCCCCAACUUCGACCUGCUCAACGAUGUCUACCUUACACCACCACAGCUUGCUGUUGUGCGGCGGAUGGAGGAAAUGUUUCAGUUGGUAGCGAGGAAAGCGGAGAAGAUGGAAGACUUUGGCGAAGAGGAGCAGGAGUUGGACCUGGAGGAGGACACAGACAAGCCCAGAGUAUCUGAUCUCGUAGACCACAACUAUUACUUUAGACAGGGUGGUUACGGUCUUCCUGAAUCCGAAUGCUACGCUGUAUAUAUUGCGCUUAAUAUGUUGGCAAUAAAGGAACCAGUAGCCACAGUGAGAUUUUUUGGCAAGAUUUUUGGAACAAAAGCAAACUACUACGUUGCUGAAACCGAUCUUACAGUUGAAGAGUUGGAUCGCAGAAUCCGGGAAUUCGAAAUGAAGGACAUGCCUGGCGAGGGUGAAGGAUUAGAUGAAGAUCGUCUUCCUGAAGCAGAAGAGCAUAAAGAAGAAGUCGGCGAGGGUGAAGCUGUUGACGAGAAGUCCAAAGAGCCAGUGCCCCCAAAGUUACCACCAGUGCCGGUGUCGACGUGGCAGCCACCGCCACCCAUACCCGUGGAGAGACCAGGCCAGGGGGUCAAUAGAAAGGUAUUCUGGGUGUGCAACCAGCCGGGUGACCCGUGGAUAUGCCUCCCGGAUGUAACGCCGGAUCAGAUCCGGGUCUCGCGGCUGACGGUGCGGUGUAUGAUUGGGGACUUGGAUGCCGAGGUGCAAACAUUUCCCCCAUUCGAAGGCACCGAGCGCAAUUAUCUGCGUGCUCAAAUAGGUCGAAUCCAGGCGGCCACCUCCAUCUCACCCCAGGGCUUCUUCACCUACGGGUCUGGCGAGGAGGAGGACAUUGAUUUGGAAGAAGGCGCUGGUGACAUGGCAUUUAACCCUAAUCCCUUCUACCAAGGUCAUACACUGAAGGAUCUGCUGGACCCAAAUCUUACUUAUUGGGUGCACCACGGGAAGUAUAUCCUAAACCAAGGGAGGACCCUCUGGUGGAAUCCUAAUGUUGGGAUGGAAGAAGGCCUAGAAGAAGAAGAUGACGAAGGUCCACCGCCGAUAGAACCGGAGUCAGGUCCGAUGCUAUUCACCUCUCUGGCUGAAGACAGUAGGAUCGAGAGUCAGGCUUCGUGGACGCCCCGCACCAGUACCAAGCUGACUCCCGAGCGCGCGCUGGUAGUGAUGAGAAGCAACAUUUGGCCUGGUGCUGUAGCCUAUGCUACCACCGGCAAAAAGUCGGAGUGCAUGUAUAUUGGAUGGGGUUUAAAGAGUCAGCCACCAAACUUCACGCCGCUUCAACUGCCGCUGCCGCAGGAUGAGUACCCCGUGGGGCCAGAGGUCAUGGAGAUGGUUGACCCUACAUUUGCUGAUGAAGAGGCUUACCGCAUAGCGCACCUUCCCCCGCCGCCUCCCCCCGUUAUCGCCGAGGAGGGGGCGUUCGGAGAAGAGGAAGAAGAAGAGGAUUAACUGCUUGUCUAUGUCGAAUUUAAUAAAGUAUUUAGAUAUUAA
Messenger RNA from Leptidea sinapis, 1820 nucleotides. RefSeq names its product radial spoke head protein 6 homolog A (gene Rsph4a). Lineage: Eukaryota; Metazoa; Arthropoda; Insecta; Lepidoptera; Pieridae. The transcript has 13 exons. Gene Ontology annotation, biological process: cilium assembly; cilium movement involved in cell motility; axoneme assembly. The record is from RefSeq and is a predicted model, not a curated record. Gene Ontology annotation, cellular component: radial spoke; axoneme. Bases 69 to 1778 code for a protein of 569 amino acids.